UAUACACUGGCCUAAAGAACCCCGCAGUGCCCAGUACAAAGCUCGCGGCAAACUCCAAACCUGCAAGCGGUGGGGUGAACCCAGCGGGUUUGAAUUGGCCGAUACGGAGAGCUGGUGGAAUUAAAGUUUCUAUUUCUGAAACUAAACAUCUGGUGUCCAAAUGAAUGAAGUGUCGGCAUCUUUGACCCAUAUGCAGCAUGGGCAAGUGACGGAAGAUUUAAUAGAGAACCAUCAGGCUAACAUGAACGAUAACAAUGAAAGAAGAAACAAUGAGCGUUUGGAGUCUCAAAGCAACGGACAGACGCAGAGCAGUUCCCAGCAAGUGUUGGAACAGGAUGAUGAGGAAGAUGAAGAACUGACAUUAAAAUAUGGUGCUAAACACGUGAUCAUGCUUUUUGUGCCCGUCACACUCUGUAUGGUAGUGGUUGUGGCAACCAUUAAGUCUGUCAGCUUUUACACAAGAAAAGAUGGCCAGCUAAUAUAUACCCCUUUCACAGAAGAUACAGAAACUGUAGGACAAAGAGCCCUGAACUCCAUCCUCAACGCAGCGAUCAUGAUAAGUGUGAUUAUAGUCAUGACAAUACUACUGGUGCUGCUCUACAAAUACAGGUGUUAUAAGGUUAUCCAUGGUUGGCUCAUCAUAUCUUCCCUGUUGUUACUGUUUUUCUUCUCCUUUAUCUAUCUGGGAGAAGUGUUCAAAACCUAUAAUGUAGCCAUGGAUUACAUCACGCUGGCUCUGAUGAUAUGGAAUUUUGGUGUUGUGGGAAUGAUCUGUAUCCACUGGAAAGGACCCCUCAUUCUACAACAAGCUUAUCUCAUUAUGAUAAGUGCCCUAAUGGCUCUUGUAUUUAUUAAAUAUCUCCCAGAAUGGACAGCCUGGCUUAUCCUAGCAGUGAUAUCUGUUUAUGAUCUCAUCGCAGUGCUCUGCCCAAAGGGACCACUACGUAUGCUGGUAGAAACUGCGCAGGAGAGAAAUGAAACCCUUUUCCCAGCUUUAAUAUAUUCUUCUACCAUGAUUUGGUUAGUGAAGAUGGCAGAUGGUGAUCCAGGAUUUAAACAGAGUGUGUCAAAGAAACCUUCAUACAACACUCAAGUGCCUGCUGUCCAAAGGAGUACCAGUGCAACCUCUGAUGAUAAUGGUGGAUUUGACACUGAGUGGGAGGAACAUAGAGACACAAGAAUUGGCACGGUUGUGUCAACUGAAGAAUCAAGAGCCGCAGUGCAGUCAUUGCCUAGCAACAGCCCCCCAAGCGAAGACCCUGAAGAGAGAGGUGUAAAACUUGGCCUGGGGGACUUUAUUUUCUACAGUGUUCUUGUUGGUAAGGCUUCAGCCACAGCCAGUGGCGACUGGAAUACAACGCUGGCUUGCUUUGUUGCUAUCUUGAUCGGUCUGUGCCUUACUCUACUACUUCUUGCCAUUUUUAAGAAAGCCUUGCCUGCACUGCCUAUUUCUAUAACAUUUGGGCUUGUGUUCUACUUUGCCACAGACAACCUGGUGCAACCCUUUAUGGACCAACUGGCUUUCCACCAGUUUUAUAUCUAACCUCCGGGUAAACGGUUCGAUGGUAUUUCUUGUUCUCCUUCACAGGACGCUAUCUGAGCAAAUAAAAGAAAAACACUUUGCUUUUCAUUAUCAUUUUUUUUUUUUUUUUUUUUUUUUUUUUAUAUAGAAGGGAUUCACCAUCUUUAUCCCUUUUCAGGUCCUAAGGGAUGAACAAUUUUUGUGCAUUCCAAAGUCCCUUCUGUACUGAAGAGGUAAAUGCGCAACAGCAUUCUUAUCCUGUGGGCAAAGCCGUAACCAUCGUUGGCCCAAGGUUUCUGAUGUGAACGGGUUCUGUACCAGCAAAUAGACUUGCAAACGUUGAACAAAAGAGGAGUAACAAGCGGGAUGUUACUAGAAGAAGUUUAAACAUAUUCCGUAGUAAGAAAGAUGGUUGAGAUUCAAAUAAGGAUGUUUUUCUUUUUAAACCUGUUACUAAGGAAUUUGAUUCUGAUAUUAUAACGGAAAUGUGUCCACUCCACACAACGCACUGUACUAUUCCGCUGCCAGAGAACACUAUCGGAGAUAGGAUUCCCAUCUACCCAGAGAUAAAAAUGCUAUGAUGUAAAGUCAUAUCUUUUACAAACCACUACUGGAAUCUCAUACGAACUUAGACAUGGCACUGUUUACUGCCUGUCUUCUAUCCAUUCUAAAAUGAUCCCUUAUCAUGUAAGGGGUAUAAAGUAGAUGUUCAUGACAACAUAUGUUCUUAUCGUUCUGUACUAGAGGGGAAGGGGUUAAAUACGGCUUUAAUCUCUCGAGUGCCAAAGGAGCCUGUAAGAUAAAUUGUCAUGGGGCAAAGGUUUAAAACAAGUUUGCAUGUUUUGUUUUAUGGCUAGUUUUUGUAUUCUGUAAGCAUACGCUUUUUGUAGGUUUCUUACAGUUCAGCUUCUGGGAGGAUACAGACUACUUGAAAAAUUAUGGAAACAAAUUGCCGACUGAUCUGCUCAGCCUGUGGAUAUUCCUCAGAAGGGAGUGGAAGAAUUUGUUACCAAAGUUUUUAAAUUGCCUGUAGGCAGGUCCAUGAACGGUUUACUUAUCUGGUUUUAUUCCCUUCUCCUGUAAUGACUAAAAAAUAAAUAAAUAAAUAAAGUCUACAAAGCAGAUUGCUACACUGGAAAAAAAAAACACCAUGUCAAUUGACUGAAUGGGAAAAGAGAUUUGUAAAUAAAUAAAAACAAAAAAUGUGGA
Molecule: messenger RNA, 2731 nt
Organism: Pelobates fuscus (common spadefoot toad)
Lineage: Eukaryota; Metazoa; Chordata; Amphibia; Anura; Pelobatidae
Gene: PSEN1
Product: presenilin 1
Exons: 11
Coding region: 161-1543 (460 amino acids)
Biological process (GO): amyloid precursor protein catabolic process; smooth endoplasmic reticulum calcium ion homeostasis; protein processing
Cellular component (GO): endoplasmic reticulum; nucleus; plasma membrane
Molecular function (GO): cadherin binding; beta-catenin binding; aspartic endopeptidase activity, intramembrane cleaving
Source: RefSeq, a predicted model, not a curated record